This is a messenger RNA of Cylicocyclus nassatus, 433 nucleotides long. The record is from the annotation of a GenBank genome assembly. NCBI's taxonomy places the organism in Eukaryota, Metazoa, Nematoda, Chromadorea, Rhabditida, Strongylidae.
AGUUCGCUUCAAUCCAUCUUUUUCAGUAUAUCCAUGUCUUGCAAAGGAGCUCAACCAGUCAUAAACGCUGUGCUGUCACUUUUCUCUCGUGUACCAGUAUAAACAAACUCAAAAAUUAAUCAUAAUUUUUCAGAGCACACUCAUAUUGCUGAAAACAACUAUGAAUUUCCUGUUUUUCUUUUUCUUCCUGGGAGCUUUCUUAGGGCUAACGAGUGCUAGUGAUUGGACGGCAGAAGAAAAACAACGUUUCGAACGAUGUAUGAAGAAAUGUUUGGCAAACAAGGUGUUUGCCAAACAUAAACAGAUAUGCGAAAAGAGGUGUAUGUGCUUCGUAUUUCAUCAGUGCCAUUGAAUGAAACGAGGACUUUUCCUCAUUGCCUGUUUCUUCUUGUGAUAAGAUGAAAUAAAGCAUUGUGCAGUGUGUUUGCAGAGA